Messenger RNA from Branchiostoma floridae (Florida lancelet), 3321 nucleotides. RefSeq names its product vitamin K-dependent gamma-carboxylase-like. Gene Ontology annotation, molecular function: gamma-glutamyl carboxylase activity; vitamin binding. The record is from RefSeq and is a predicted model, not a curated record. Lineage: Eukaryota; Metazoa; Chordata; Leptocardii; Amphioxiformes; Branchiostomatidae. The coding region runs from base 58 to 2313 and encodes 751 amino acids. Gene Ontology annotation, biological process: peptidyl-glutamic acid carboxylation. The transcript has 16 exons.
GGAACAAAGCCAAAACUUUGGCGAAGUUUAUUUUCACGCACGGCAUCCUGGGUAAAAAUGGCGGCACCUGACAGAAAGGGAGUGCGGCACAGGAAAAAAGGCCCCCCUCUAGAUGGAAGCGGGGACGCCCUGCCGCCACGCCAGGAAGCCGUUACCAAGGAAACCAGGUUCAGGAGGUUGUUUGGCUUUGACCUUGAAGAGCUGCAGUCAUGGUCAGGGUUUGUCCAGCUGCUCAAUCGGCCAGCGGACCCAGCAAAUCUGGGGGUACUCCGUUUUCUCUUUGGGUUUCUGAUGGUGCUGGACAUCAUGCAGGAACGGGGGAUGUCCCACUUGGACAUGCGGUUUGGGAACCCAGACAUAUGCCACUUCCCUCUCUUCAACUUCCUGCAGCCACCCUUCAUAGACUGGCUCUACAUAGUCUAUCUGGUCAUGUUGAUAGGUGCAACAGGUAUCAUGCUGGGGUUUUGUUUCCGCCUGAGCUGCCUUUGUUUUCUGGGGCCGUAUUGGUUCAUCUUCUUCUUGGACAAGACAGCAUGGAACAACCACUCCUACUUAUAUGGACUCACUUCAUUCCUCCUGAUGUUGUCAGAUGCAAACAGAUACUGGUCUGUUGAUGGUUUGUUGAAUAAAAAGCUGCGGAAUUCUCACGUGCCUCUUUGGAACUACACUCUACUACGCUUCCAGAUUUUCACUGUUUAUUUCCUUGCUGGAUUGAAGAAGCUGGAUGCAGACUGGGUGACAGGACACUCCAUGACCCACAUCUCCAAACACUGGGUCUUCUCACCAUUCACGAUGUUUUUCUCUGAGGAGUUUGUGAGCGAUUGGAUAGUUCACAUGGGAGGACUGAUCAUCGACUUGUCCAUGGGGUAUCUCCUGUUCUUUGACGUCACCAGACCAAUAGCCUUCUUCUUUGGGGGAUCCUUCCAUGCCAUGAACUCACAGCUCUUCCACAUAGGUAUGUUCUCCUACACCAUGUUGGCCACCCUGCCCUUGUUCUCGUCCCAGGACUGGCCUAAGAGACUGGUGCACAAGUGUCCUGACAGGAUGAAGGUCAUCCUGCCACUGGACACACCGGCGCAGGACAGCAGGAGGUGUCUGUACACUAGGGAUAAAGAGGACCCACAGGCAAAGUCGGGGAAGCAGAAGAAGCCACCUACACGACUGAUCCACCACCUGUCUGCAGUGUUUGUACUGCUGUACAUGUCAGAACAGCUGUUCCUCCCCUACUCACACUUCAUCACACAGGGUUACAACUCGUGGACCCAGGGGCUGUAUGGGUACUCCUGGGACAUGAUGGUCCACACAUGGUCAGUCCAGCACAUAAAGGUCAAGUACGUGGAUGCAGCCACCGGAGAGUAUGGCUACCUUAGACCUGGGGUGUUUACAGGGUCGAGCCGUUGGAGCAGCCAUCCCGACAUGCUGAAGCAGUAUGCCACCUGUCUGCAGCACAGGCUGCAGGAACACAACAUCUCACAGCCACAGUUCUACUUCGACAUCUGGAAGUCCAUGAACAACAGGUUCCAGCAGAGGAUGGUUGACCCCCGUGUGGACAUCGUCACAGCUGACUGGUCUCCCUUCAGCCCCUCGUCCUGGAUGAUGCCACUAUUGGUCGACCUCACACCAUGGAGGGAGAAGUUUCAGGAGAUAGAAAAAACAAUGGCAAAUGAAACAGAAGUGGUCUUUGUUGCAGAUUUUCCAGGUCUUGAGCUGGAAAACUACAUCAACUCUGACUUUGAGAAUGUCUCCCUGACCGUUCUAUUUGGGGAGGUCAGGGUGGAGUUUAGAGGCCAGGAGAACAACGAAAGUCUGAAGAACAUCACUUUGAAGAAAGAUGACAAACUCGAGAUUCCUUCUGGAGAGUUUCACAAUGUCCUCACCACCUCGGAAUCCCCAUCCUGCUACUUCUACAUCUCCACUAACCAGACAGAGGUGGAGUUCAAGAAGAAUGUGACUGAAUACCUGGAGAGACAAAAGUCAACUGCCUCUGGUACAGAUGGGAACACUGCAGGAUCAGUGAAUGAGAGCUCAGACGACCCUCUGGUAGAAAAAUACCAAGAAGUUGCCAUGAGAAGAAAGAGGAGGGAACUCUAUAACUCUCUAUCUCAGCUGGACUACUUGAAGUUGUGGGGUUUACAAAAGUACUUCACCUUCAGGCGCAGUUUGCUGAUGAGUGGGCUGGCUGUGCGCAAUAUUGUAUUUGGAACUCCAGAGCUGGACCAGCUGGCAAAGGACAUACACUGGGCCUCGGGACAGUUUGACCCCGAAAAGUACUUGGACGAACUCGCAGGAGUUCCAAUGAUGGAGAAUCCAUGAUAUCCUGUACUUGGUGUUCUGCUAAAACAAGAUACUUAUUUUACAUUUCCUAUUCAGAAUACAGUUCCAUAAUUCUUGGACCUGAUCUAUAUUUUAACAUCUUCACUACAAUGACCAUUAGGUUGGUUUAGGUAGUGUGCAGGCUACAUGGACCAUUACACACACAGAAGUCAAAAAGACAUUGCUCUAGAUAUACAUGUAUUCAAAUUUGUUAAGCUAGACUAGCUAGAUUUCAGAGUUAUUUAUUUGUAAGUUACGUAGUGCACUUUUGUAGUGUCUAAGUCUAAGUAGUGCACUGUAAAGCAUAUCAGUCCUGGCUGCUAAGAAGAUGGGAUGUUGCUUGAUAAAUAAUGAAGGAAGACUUUCCCAAAGAGGUGCCGCUGUUGCUUCCUUAGAGGCAGUGUUACUUUCUAUUGAGCAUUCUCAGUGGGUAUCUGUGGACCAAACUGUUAUACGUGUGCCUUGUAAGGAAGAAGGUCGACAUUGAGAUUUUUCAGAAGUUUACUUGAUGUUUUAUCACAAUACUUAUUGGUUAUCUUGCUGGAAACAGCUGGUUAUAUCCACUAUUCAUCACCAUUUCAAACUUUUGUUUUAAUCUACAUCGUAUACCAAAAAAGUUUGAAGAAAGCAAACCGACUCCAGACAUUCUAAUGGCAGUGACAUGUCAUUGUAUUUGGUAUGUGUACUGAUAUUAAAGUAAUGAUGUAUGUUUAAGGUUGCCAGAGUCCAAAUCAUAAAAAUAAUAUUUUAUUCUUGCACUGAUUUUAAUAAUUUUCUAGUAUAUUUGAUUUUCAUUCCUGGACCAAUAGAAUUGAUGUAACUAAAAGAUGCUAUUUUUCUUCAGCAGUUGUUAUUUCUUAAGAUGUCAAGUAGGUCAAGUAGAUGUUAAGUGGGAGACUUGGUGCUCAUAGUCUAGCUGCUCCACACUUUUUGCUGCAUAGCAAUAAUGGUAUUUCAUGCCAAUGUUGGGAACAUUUAAAAUCAACAUUAAAUACAGCUGUAUCAGUA